GAGAGUGGCAGCUGGACUUGCCAGGCUGCGAGGGACAGGGUGCAGAGCCGCAGUGCCGUAGUAGCGGGCAGCCGAGACAGACCGCCGGCAAACUGCAGAUCCCCCAACAGAGGCUGAAGCCCGGGAGCUGCCUAACCGCAGGCGGGUCGCCUGAUCUCCGCGGCGCGCCCCGGGGCUACCAUCCCCCUCCCCCGAGAGGCCCGCGCGGGCGGGAAGACGCCCUUACGCCAGCUUCGGUCCCCUUUCUGUCUCUCGGUUCCUCUUUCCUCCCAAGUAAGGGAAUAAACUGUGAGGAAGGAGCGCCCCGGGCAACCGCGCAACCAAGUGUUGCACGGUGAGGAGAGCCAGGAUUCUGAAUUUGCCUUGACCUCAGCAGAAGGAUGUCCUAGAGGAACGGCAGAGGUUUUCUCUCAGCUGCCAAGAUGUGCCCCCUGCUGCCAUAGAUGUGUGAGUCCCCCAGGAGUCUCUGGAAGGGCAUAUCCAUUGUCCACCUGCAAUGAGCCAAGCCCUGGGCCAGGCCUCAGCUUCACCCUGCUGAACAAAACUCUAUCCCUGGCCUCAAGAAGCUUGCAUCCAGGUUAAAGAUGAGUGAAGAACGAUGGGUGUCUCUCACUCCUGAAGAAUUUGACCAACUCCAAAAAUACUCAGAAUAUUCCUCCAGGAAAGUAAAAGAUGUCUUGGCUGAAUUUAACGAGGGUGGAAGUCUCAAGCAAUAUGAUUCACAUAAGCCAAUUAGCUAUGAUGUCUUCAAGCUGUUCAUGAGGUCAUACCUGGAAGUGGAUCUUCCUCAGCCACUGAGCACACACCUCUUCCUGGCCUUCAGCCAGAAGCCCAGGCAGGAGAUCCCGGACCACUCCAAGGAGGGGGCCAGCAGCAGUGAGCCCAACAGCCCAGAUUCUAAUACACAGAAUGCAGAUAAUGGUGCCAAAGCAGAUGAGGCCUGUGCCCCUGAUACUGAAUCUGAGAAGCAAGCCCCAGCUAGAAAUCAAGUGGCUACAAUCCCCCUGGGAGGCCCUGCUGCUGAAUCUUCCAGCUCGGAGUCCCCUGCAGUGUGCCUGAAGGAUGUCGUGUGCUACCUGUCCCUGCUGGAGACCGGGAGACCACAGGAUAAGCUAGAAUUCAUGUUUCGUCUCUAUGAUUCGGAUGAGAACGGACUCCUGGACCAAGCGGAGAUGGAUCGCAUUGUCAACCAAAUGCUACAUAUUGCCCAGUACCUGGAGUGGGAUCCCACCGAGCUAAGACCUAUAUUAAAGGAGAUGUUACAAGGGAUGGACUAUGACCGGGAUGGCUUUGUGUCUCUCCAGGAAUGGGUCCAUGGAGGGAUGACCACCAUUCCACUGUUGGUCCUCCUGGGGAUGGAUGAGACUGGCUCCAAGGGGGACGGGAGGCACGCCUGGACCCUGAAGCAUUUCAAGAAGCCAACCUACUGCAACUUCUGCCAUAUCAUGCUGAUGGGAGUUCGGAAGCAAGGCCUGUGCUGUAUUUACUGUAAAUACACUGUCCACGAACGCUGUGUAUCCAAAAACAUCCCUGCGUGUGUCAAAACGUGCUCAAAAGCCAAAAGGAGCGGCGAGGUGAUGCAGCACGCGUGGGUGGAAGGGAACUCCUCCGUCAAGUGUGACCGGUGCCACAAAAGUAUCAAGUGCUACCAGAGUGUCACCGCGCGGCACUGCGUGUGGUGCCGGAUGACGUUUCACCGCAAAUGUGAAUUAUCCACGUUCUGCGAUGGUGGGGAACUCAGAGACCAUAUUUUGCUGCCCACCUCGAUCUGCCCCAUCACCCGGGACAGGCCAGGUGGGAAGUCCGAGAGCAGCAGCGGAGCAGCCAAGGGCGAACUCGUCACGCAGUAUAAGAUCAUCCCCACCCCGGGCACCCACCCACUGCUGGUCUUGGUGAACCCUAAGAGUGGAGGGAGACAAGGAGAAAGAAUUCUUCGGAAAUUCCACUACCUGCUCAACCCCAAACAAGUUUUCAACCUGGACAAUGGGGGACCUACUCCAGGGCUGAACUUUUUCCGUGAUACCCCAGACUUCCGAGUGCUGGCCUGUGGAGGGGACGGCACCGUCGGCUGGAUUCUGGAUUGCAUUGACAAGGCCAAUCUCACAAAGCACCCACCCGUGGCUGUCCUGCCUCUUGGAACAGGAAAUGACCUGGCCCGGUGUCUCCGCUGGGGUGGAGGUUAUGAAGGGGGCAGCUUGACGAAAAUCCUCAAGGACAUUGAACAGAGCCCCUUGGUGAUGCUGGACCGCUGGUACCUGGAAGUCAUCCCCAGAGAGGAGGUGGAGAAUGGAGACCAGGUCCCCUACAGCAUCAUGAACAACUACUUCUCUAUUGGCGUGGAUGCUUCCAUUGCACACAGAUUCCACAUGAUGAGAGAGAAACACCCUGAAAAAUUCAACAGCAGGAUGAAGAACAAGCUGUGGUACUUUGAAUUUGGUACCUCAGAGACCUUUGCAGCCACCUGCAAGAAGCUCCACGACCACAUAGAGCUGGAGUGUGAUGGAGUUGAGGUAGACCUGAGCAACAUCUUCCUGGAGGGCAUUGCCAUCCUCAACAUUCCCAGCAUGUACGGAGGCACCAAUCUCUGGGGAGAAACCAAGAAGAACAGGGCUGUGAUCCGGGAAAGCAGGAAGAGCAUCACUGAUCCGAAGGAACUGAAAUUCUGCGUCCAAGACCUCAGUGACCAGCUCCUUGAAGUGGUGGGGCUAGAGGGAGCCAUGGAGAUGGGGCAGAUCUAUACUGGCCUGAAGAGUGCGGGCAGGAGGCUGGCCCAGUGCUCCUCCGUCACCAUCAGGACUAACAAGCUCCUGCCGAUGCAAGUGGAUGGAGAGCCCUGGAUGCAGCCGCCCUGUGCGAUUAAAAUUACUCACAAGAACCAAGCGCCCAUGAUGAUGGGGCCUCCCCAGAAGAGCAGCUUCUUCUCACUGAGGAGGAAAAGCCGGUCCAAAGACUAGACUCAAAUGCCAGCUCAACCAAGACAGAGAACAAGAAACUGUAACAUUCUCACACACACACACACACACACACACACACACAGCGAAGCCGCCCUUUUGGAAGAAAACUUCACCUUGCCAUGCAAUCUAUUUCAGUAAUCGAAACACCCCUAACAGAACCAGUCCCACGGGACAUUUCAAAUAUACAUAGGGCCGCAGCAACCCCACACCCCCACGGGCCUUGAGCAGGACUUGCAGAGAGCAAAGAGAACGUGCCCCUUCUUUGCACCAGCCCUGCAUGUUUCCUCGCCGACGCCCACGAGGAGCAGGCUGCAGGACUCCUGCCCCCGGUGAGCUCUCGGAUGUGGUCAAGGCCGAGAGCUCCGUUCCAGAGAAUCUGCACAAAGGUCCUUCUGUACGGAGACAGCGGCCUCCAGCCCUCCGAGCAGACUCCUCGGCGGGGCUCUGCAAGCGCGCGAUGGUUUCUCGGUUGCCCUUUGACGGACAACUUCUCCCCGAAGUCGCUGAGGCAGCAGAAAGGCCGCCUGCCCCGGGCUGCCUCUCCGUGCUCGGUGCCCCGCGCCGUCAGUGGGCACUCGUUCAUUUCUCCGGCCCGCUCCUGGUGGCUGAGUGUUUGUUUAGAGACGGCUCCAAGAGCUCCAGAGCUGCCUGCGCAGCACAUCUCAGAUGUGGUAUUUAUUUUCUUAGUUCUGUGAACACCUGGGAGGGAAAGCGGAGAAACUGGGAUUUAUUUUUCAAAUCGGUGUCAAAUCGGUGUAUAAAAAAGGGAAGAAGAAGAAAAAAAAAAUCCCAGCUUCUUUGUGCCCCACCCCCACUCCCAGAUCAAAACACGUUUCCUCUUCCAAGCCCUGGUGGCAGUCUAUUCCCGAAGGCAGAGAAGACGGGAGGAAGGGACCUUGUUGGGGAAACCAGGAAAUCACCCACUGGGUGGUUCCCUGUGCUCUUGGCAUCUCCCGUUCUCCCAGUGUGACCCGAAGGACCUUCGGACGGUCUUACAUAUGUAUAUAUGUAGCAUGUAUAUUUAUAUAUAAUACAUAAAUAUUUAUUUACUGAUGGACUUUUCCUGAUUGGAAAUAAGCAUAGGUAAUACGGGAAAAGAAAGUGGGAAAGAAGAAGAAGGCUCUUACCCACCUUUGCCAUUUCAUUGUCAAGACAUGUUCCCCUGUGCCAACCACAGGGUGUAAGGGGAAUUAAAGGAGCGGCUUGUCAUGAAGAAAACGCCGAUUAUGGGUCCUCAAAGCAGCCAUGGAAGCACUGCUGGACAGGAUUUACUCUCCCGUUUGUCAAACAAGGAAACUGAGUCUCAGAAAAGUGACACGGCUUCUCCAUGGUGUUUUGCCUAACGUUCAAAAGGAAGUGCCCCUGAGAAGAUAUUUACUGGAGGAAGGAACCUGCACACUGGGAGUAGAGUCAUUCCUGGUCACUGAGGAGGGAUUCUACCCGGAUCCAGGUUUGCAGGGAGGAACAAACAUGCAGCACGUGUGCAGAAGGGCAAAUUCACACAAGCCAUCCGGGCCCUGGGAAGGCUUCCCAGCUCUCUCUGGACUGAACUGGGGAGAAGCUGAAGCUCUGAGCUAAAGGCAUUGCACAGACCAUCCAAAUGAACUCUCUGCGCGACCCUCCUCUUGGUCCCCAGAGUCUCUUAGCGUGGAAAGUCCCCUGGCUGCAGGCACCAUGACCUCAGAGAGAGUCAUGAGGACUGAGCACUUUGUGCAGGACGCCUCCCCCGGCACAGAGGGGUCUCGGUGUGCUGCAGGCUUCAUUCACAUGGUGCCGGCAUCCCCCUCUUCUCCCAAGGCCAACUCUGCAGAGCUUCAUCGGCACAAAGCAAUGUUUUCUUGGCCUCUGGGCUCACGUCGGCCUCCAUCCCUCUGGCAGAUUUCUCAAGUCCUGGGCCCACUUGACACCACUCCAUGGAGCUGCCUCUAGUUUCUUUGCCCUGGGACAGGAGCUCUGGACAAGGAAGGCAAUAUUAAGAUGGUGUAUGCAAACGGGGUCUACCUCUGAAGGAAGCAGUCAUCUAAGACCAUCUGGGACUGAGAUCUGGGACCAUCCUACUCAAUUCAAGUGCUGAACUCUGAGAAAAGCGAAACCAGGCCACCUAAAGCAUACCCUUCCUGAUGGGCUCCUAGGUGAUGGGUCCAGCAAGCUCCAGAAUGACGACAGGUAGCACCUCAGAAGCCGCUUGGUUCUGAAACUGAGACAGGUUCAGAUUUGGGGUCCCUGAUUCUAAGACAUUUACAGGAGCUUUUAUGUAAAGUUUAGUCCUCAUUCCCCCAAGAUUGAGGCUGUUGAGACACAAUACUAUCAACAGGUGAAGUUAUUCUCAGACACAAGUCUCAUGCAGGGGCCAUGCCAAGAUGGGCUUCCAUCUACUCCACCCAGUGAGCAGAACUUGAAUACUGCUGGAAAGACAUUCCCGGGUCCCCCUUACAGGAGCACAGUGGAACAAACUUCAGUGCAUUGACUGCCGAUUCAGUAACCUUAGUAAGUCUCGCGUUGUUGUUUAAUCUUACUUGGCAAAUCACUUUUUAAACACCAUGACUGCGGUUUCUCCCUGUGAAGUGCCUCCUCAGAGUGAUCCCCACAGCAAUAACUGAGGUUAGCAAAGAAGAUAUUGUUAUCUCAAUCAUAACAAGGAGAAUGAGGCUUAAUGAGACUUAGUGACUUCUCCAAGCCACCCAUUUAGGGAGUCGAGGGAGAACCCAGUCCCUUACUUCUUGUCUUAUUCUGAUUCUUACUGUGCUAUAGACAUGUUCAUUCUCACCUGCCUUCGUGCUCUCACCCCGCGAUCAAUAAAAACAGUAAAACAGCA
Chinchilla lanigera (long-tailed chinchilla) is the source of this 5769-nucleotide messenger RNA. It is a transcript of the gene Dgkg, whose product is annotated as diacylglycerol kinase, gamma 90kDa. Lineage: Eukaryota; Metazoa; Chordata; Mammalia; Rodentia; Chinchillidae. Gene Ontology annotation, biological process: intracellular signal transduction; lipid phosphorylation; diacylglycerol metabolic process. Bases 585 to 2954 code for a protein of 789 amino acids. Gene Ontology annotation, cellular component: plasma membrane. The transcript has 25 exons. The record is from RefSeq and is a predicted model, not a curated record. Gene Ontology annotation, molecular function: ATP-dependent diacylglycerol kinase activity; calcium ion binding.